CAAAAUGUACCGCGCCAAAAUCCAAGUCUUGUUUGUUACAUUCCCCCACAAUAGUCCGAGUCCUCUCUCUCACAUGCUUUCCUUGUUGCCAGACUCAAUCGGAGGCAGAGUAGGAGUGUGUAGGUCAAUCAAAAUGGAGGUUGGUGGAUUGGACUCCGACGGCCGUGAAUUCAAGACCGCCGACGAGAUGUGGAAAGAAGAGGUCGGAGAUCAUCAGAAGAAGACCGAAUGGUACUCUAAAGGUGUUAACUAUUGGGAAGGUGUGGAGGCGACAAUGGAUGGGGUGUUGGGUGGGUAUGCGCAGGUGAAUGAGCCUGAUAUUAAGGCCAGUGAAGCUUUUCUCAAUACCCUUUUGGCUGAACGAUUCCCCGAUGCCGGUAUUACUCGGCAUCUCGUGGCUCUUGAUUGUGGUUCUGGCAUUGGGAGGGUCACCAAGAAUCUUCUCAUAAGAUAUUUUAAUGAGGUUGACCUUCUUGAGCCCGUAUCACAUUUUUUGGAGGCUGCUCGGGAAAAUUUGGCUCCUGAAAAUUUAGUGGUCUCUGACUCGCACAAGGCUGCUAAUUUUUACUGCAUCCCACUUCAGGAGUUCACUCCAGAUGCAGAAAGAUAUGAUGUUAUAUGGGUUCAGUGGUGUAUUGGGCAUCUUGUGGACGAUGACUUUGUGUCAUUCUUCAAGAGAGCAAAGGGUGGCCUCAAGCCUGGUGGAUUUUUUGUCUUGAAGGAAAACAUCGCAAGAACUGGUACAGGAUUUGUGUUGGACAAAGAUGAUAAAAGCAUUACCAGGUCUGAUUUAUACUACAAGGAACUCUUCCGUCAGUGUGGACUGCAUAUUUACAAAAUGAAGGAUCAGAAGGGAUUUCCUGGUGAACUAUUUCCUGUGAAAAUGUAUGCGUUAACAACUGAGAUGCCAAAGAAGGUUAAUGGAUCCAGACGUAAGCUGCAAACCAAUAGACCUGGCAUCAUCAAGUGAGGAAAUAGCAUCUUUGGCUCCCGAUAGUUUCAAACAGAGGAUUAUUUUUCCAAGUUAGAAAGAGUGGAAUGUAAUGUCUAACAUGGAAGCCAGGGACAACAUUCUGCUUCUUUGUUUACGGUUUGAUGUUUAUUAGAUCCCAUUUUGACUUUUUUUUUUUGUGACUGUUUGAUUUUUAAUGGUUUGAUUUUUAUUAGAUCCCAUUUUGACCUUUUUGCCCUCCUUUCUGCAUACUCUGUUUGUACAAUAUUUAGCUUGUCUGACAUUAAUACU
Ilex paraguariensis (yerba mate) is the source of this 1243-nucleotide messenger RNA. The record is from the annotation of a GenBank genome assembly. NCBI's taxonomy places the organism in Eukaryota, Viridiplantae, Streptophyta, Magnoliopsida, Aquifoliales, Aquifoliaceae.